AUGCUAUCCACCAACAAUUGCAAUACAACAACUGCAACAACAGCAACCAGUACGUCCGAUGAGUUGUCAACAUCGAGUGCGAGUGAUAUUGUUAAUCAUCACAAUAUUUCAAUGAAUUUUGCAAAUUAUUCAAUGAACAAUGAUGGAGGAAAAUUCAAGUCGACGACGAUAACGAAUAAUAGUAGUAAUAUUAGUACGUUCGGAGGAAUGAAUUAUUCUCAAGCACAACAACAAGCUGGUCAAUUUCAUUAUCAUAUGGAUGCUACACUGAGGACGAAUUCAUCUAUAGGUCCAAAAUCAACAUCUAGUAUGACUCCCUUCUUUCAACACCCACACUCAUCAACACGUAGUAGACUUGCUGAUUUUCCUUCUCUUUUCGAACUUGUACCAUCUCAAAAGCUACCAGACAUGUCGGAGAAGAAAAUUGGUAAGAGUUCAAAAAAGAAGGGUAAUGAAUCAACCCAAUCAUCUUCUAGUACAGGUUCCGAGGGUGGAAUUCACUUCUCUGGACCUGGUGUAGAUUAUCCUCUUCUUUUAUGUAAGGGAUUUAACCAAAAUCAAGAAUGUUUUUUCUUGGGAAAUGGAUCAAAUGCAGUGUUUGAUGAUCGUGCCACAAAUAGCUCAAUUUCCUCCAAUACUUUUACUGGAUCCAAUAGUAGCUCAAGAAGAAACUCUGUAAAAAGCUUGGCCUCAACAAAUUCUUCAGCCUCUUCGACAUUUAUACCUCAAUAUCAACAGGAAUACUUGGUUAAGAAUUAUGCUCGAUUAAAAUUGAAGAAGGACAAUACAUCAAAACAUCAAGAGGAUAAUCAAAUCGAAUAUCUCGAUCCUGAGAGUAAUGUAAAUAAUAAGAAAGAUUUCAAAUUUAAUUUGGAAGAUUGUAGAAUAAUAGCAACAGCUCAAUCAUGUACAGUAAUGGUCCUUAAUGAUAAUGAAGUUUGGGCUUGUGGAAUUAACGAGAGAGGAAUGCUGGGAGUUGGUCAUACAGAUGAAUUCAUCUUUGAGGGAACACCAAUAGAGUUUAUUGGAAAUGGAAAGACAAAAUCUGCAAUUUCUGCUGCCGAUAAACAGCAAACAUCUCUCAAAUCUCUAGGAUUCAUGACCUCGGAGGCCACAUUGACAGGAUUCGAUGAAGGUCCAAAAUCAUAUGCUCACUCUGUAUCAGAUAUUGCCCAGUCAACAUUCUGUUCCAUGCUCUCAGCUCAAGAAGAGACUAAACAUCUACCUCCAACAAUUCCUACUAAAAUUCCAUUCAACUUUGAUAAUGAACACAUAACCAAAGUCUCCAUUGGUUAUAGGCACAUUAUGUUUCUAACGAGAGAGGGAAGAGUGUAUGGUUGUGGCAGUAACUCACAUGGUGAGCUCGCUUUGGGAUUGUACAACAAAAAUCAUGGUAUUGGAACUCCUCAAUUCAUUUUUACUUUAGAAAAUGAUAAGAUUAUUGAUGUGCAUUGUGGUUAUGAUUGGACAUUAUUUUUAACUUCUGAAGGUAGAGUGUUAGUCUGUGGUAAAAACAGAUCCAAUAGAGAAAAUUUAUCUGAUAUUUAUUCCAAGGCUAUUGCAGAUUCUUUGAAUUUAAAUAUUAUUGAGGAAUGUAUCUCACAACCAACAGAACUUCCUGGAAUAUUUGAAAUUCUUGAUGGAAAUGAUUCAAUAGCCCAACUGAAAGCAUCUUCGAGCAGUUUCUACAUGCUCUCACGAAAGGGAGUUAUUUUGGUUUAUGGAAAGAAUGAUAGAGGCCAACUGGGUCUUGGGCAUAAGGAAGAUGUAAAGGGUGUACCCGUUGAGUUAACAUUCUUUGAGAAGGAAAAGAAUAGAGUGACCUCACUUCAUCCAACUCAAGACAAUAUCUGCUUUCUUACUACCAAUGAUAAGGUCUACAUUUCUGGUGCUUGUGUAAAUAGUGACAUUCCUGUUUUGAUUAAUACAGACAGCCACUUGAUUGUUGAUGUACUAACAGCAGACUCAGAAGGUGGAUGGUAUAAGAGUGAUUGUGUAUAUUUAGUAUCAGAUUUUCAAGAUGUUUACUUAUUUGGAAGGAGACAUUCUAAACCAGAGAAAGUAGCCUCCUCAGUUUCUCUAGUUAGUUCCUGCUCGAAUAGAUCAAUACUUGUACACAAUCUCUUGAGAGUACAUUGUAAGGACAAAUCUGUGGUAGUAUGCAGAGAUAUCACUAGAUUUUUCGAGGGUUACAAACACACACAAACAAUUACUGUAGAUGAGACUUAUAUUCCAUUCUCCUUCAUAUUGAGAUAUUUAUAUUUCAAGAUCAAGGAUAUGGAACCAAACUUUUCCUUUAUUUGUAACUCAAUCAAGUACAAGAGAAAUAUUAGAAACAUUGGAGAGGAAUUAAAAGUUACCAUUCUUGGAGAGAUUAUUGAUAGAAUUGAGCAAACAGAGAAUUAUUAUUUGGGUGUAAAGGAUGAAUUAAGUAGAUUCUACAAUUAUUUGAACUUUACAGAUAACAGAAUGACUGAAAAAACUUCAUUGAAAAUGGAAAAGAAAAAGGAAUGUAGAAAAAUGGUCGAAUUCUAUAUCCAUUGUUUAGGUAAUGGAGAGGAUAUGCAUUGGAACUUUGGAUUUUUCAGGGAAAACGAAUCUCACUUAUUUUCCAUGCAAUUCAUUUCUGUUCUUGACGAAUACAAGCUUACACUCUUUGCCAAAUCUCUAUAUCAUUACAUGUACAGACAUCAGUUACCAACUGCACCUCAAACUAUGCCAUCUCUGAGACUUCAUCAAUUACCUAACUGCAUUCAUGUUAUUGAGAGGAAAAUUGAACUAAUGUCAGUUCCAGACAAUUAUGACCAACUGAUUGGUAUUUAUACUUCUUGGUUCGGUAUCAAUAACAAGUAUUCUCUUGCAAGAAAAUUCAAAACCAUGUUUCUUAAAUCAGACCCGAUGGUCGUCGACAUGUUUUUAGUUGUGGUCCUACUUUCAACUCUGGAUGUCUUAUUCUUUAAGAGAUAUAAGAAAAAUCCAACUAUGUUUACAUUUAAUCCAAGUGUAGUGUAUGAUACCAAUGAAAGACAAAUGAUAGGUUCAGUAAUGGAUAUUUUGAGAAAUGAAAUUAUUUCUGUAUUAUUCAAAGCCAAACUUACCAGAAUGGACAUGAAGUCUGGAGCCACAAGAAAGCAAAAAGAACUUGAACUGAAACUAUUAAUCAAAAGUGAAUAUCGUAGACUUGGCGAUAUGCUCAUUGAAUCCCUUUCCAAAGUUUCUCUUCACCACAAUUUACUUCCUGAAAUAAUUAUUGAAUAUCUUGCAAAGGAAUGUUUCCAAGAGCAGACUAUUUGGAUCCUGAACGAUGGACAAAAAGAGAGAAAUAUUGGCAAGUACACUAUUUGUGGUAGAGUUGGACAAGGUGGUCAAGGAACAGUCUAUGAAGCUAUUGAUAGAGAUACUGCCAAGAAAUUUGCUAUCAAAACUUUGCACUUGGUGUAUUUCGAGAACGACGUGAAUAACUUUUUAACAGAAGUGAAAUGUGUUCAAGAAUUGGGAGAACACAAUAAUUUAGUUCCUUACAUUGAUUAUGGUUAUGAUCAGGCAAAUGUUGGCUUCCAGUGUUAUAUUGUCAUGCCUUUAUAUAAGGAAAAUUUGAGAGACAGAAUUGACAAGUUGAGAGAACAAGGCAAUUUAUUUGUACCUAAUGCUUUUAAUAUUGCAUUAGAAAUUGCUUAUGGCAUUCGACAUAUGCAUUCAAAAUGUUUUGUUUACAGAGAUUUGAAGGCUGAUAAUAUUUUAUUAGAUAUUGAGAAGAAUGGAAAAGAAAUUGCAAAAAUUGGUGAUUUUGGUCUGAUGCGAAAUUGGAAUUACGACAAAUCAGUAUCAGCCAGAGGUUCUCCUAUCACUAUUGCUCCUGAAAUGGCUUUCAUUGUUAAAAAGACAGCCUCUUUUGAUACCUCUGUGGAUAUUUUCAGUUUUGGUUGUGUUUUAUUUGAAUUGCUAACAUUGGAUAUUGAAAUUAAAUUGGAUGUAAGCAUAGAAGAAGAGGAAGGCUCAAAGAAAUAUCUAUUCCACCAAGCUGUUUCUUCCAAUGAAACGCUGACUCAUUUUGCUAUUGCCCAAACUCUUCAAAAAUUGGGUUAUCCAAACUUGAUUCAAAGAUUAAUAAUUUCAAUGAUUCAAUUAACUCCUUCCAAGAGGCCAAAACUUGACUUUGUUUGUGAAUUAUUACAAGUAUUCCAAACACAUGCAACAGAAAUUCCACUCAAAACAACAAACUUUGACAACCCAAUUACCACUAAUGAUGUUGAAAUGUUUGGUAAUUUUGUGUUUGGAAAGGAUAUUGAUUGGAAUAAGGUUAACCAACAACUUAUGCCAGUUCCAAACAAUAACAAGUGUGUCUAUGUGGUCAUUGAUAAUGACACUAAGGACAAUUUCAUUCUUAACUAUCCAUCCUCAUCAACACUUGACCAGUUUAAAGAAAUUGUCAAAUUCAAAACAGGUCAUGAAGUACACAAAGUGUUUGUUCUAAAGCAUGGUACAUUCAAGUUUCCAAUUUCUAAUGAAAACGAGUUUGCCCACGUUAGAAAUGAAGAUCUCUUGCAUAUCUUGCUAUUCUCAGAUGAAAAGAAUAAAUAA
Naegleria gruberi is the source of this 4581-nucleotide messenger RNA. RefSeq lists its product as uncharacterized. Gene Ontology annotation, biological process: protein phosphorylation. Gene Ontology annotation, molecular function: ATP binding; protein kinase activity. NCBI's taxonomy places the organism in Eukaryota, Heterolobosea, Eutetramitea, Acrasida, Naegleriidae. The transcript has a single exon. Bases 1 to 4581 code for a protein of 1526 amino acids. The record is from RefSeq and is a predicted model, not a curated record.